This is a messenger RNA of Gadus morhua (Atlantic cod), 1317 nucleotides long. It is a transcript of the gene nphs1, whose product is annotated as NPHS1 adhesion molecule, nephrin. Gene Ontology annotation, biological process: cell-cell adhesion. The record is from RefSeq and is a predicted model, not a curated record. Gene Ontology annotation, molecular function: cell adhesion molecule binding. Gene Ontology annotation, cellular component: plasma membrane; cell-cell junction. Lineage: Eukaryota; Metazoa; Chordata; Actinopteri; Gadiformes; Gadidae.
CCCCCCUCGUCCGUGGGCCUGGUGGGGGUCUCCUACAGCUCCGUCACCCUGGAGUGGAUCCCGGGCUUCAACGGAGGUCUGGCCCAGAGCUACCGUAUAAGGUACCGGGCACCCCACAGCAACAGCUUCACCUACGUGGACGUCUUCCCUCUGUCCACCGCCGUGUACACCGUCACCAACCUGGCGCCGAGCACCACCUACAACUUCUCCAUCGCCGCCCUGAACGCCAUCGGAGAGAGCGGCUACGAGGACGCAGCGUCGCUGGUCGCCACCACCGACGAUUGGUUUGUGGAGGACCGGAGUGGCUCAGGUGAAGACACGGGACCUUCUGGCCUCCCGAUGUACCUGACCUCGACGCUGAGCGCUGUGGCCGUGGUCCUGUUGGCCUCCAACGCGGUGGGCUUCGUCCUGGGCUGGAGAUGGAGACAGAGGCGCCUGCACACAGGGAGAAGCACAACGUCAGACCAGAGCAGUGUGUUGGAUGAGAAGAAGAGCGAGGCGGCCGGGUCCGGGGGCACCGCGGGGGACGGCUCCGGGCGCUACGAGAGCCGGGAGAAGAUCAACGCCGCCGCGCAGCGGACGCUCAUCACCGACUCUGGAUCCGAGACGCAGAGCAACGUCUACGAGAGCUAUGGCGCGGAGAGUCAAAACUAUUACCCUUUAAGAGACUAUCGUCCACGGCUUCAACCCUACGCUGAGGAGACGCACAGGCCGGGUGAGACUGCACACUACAGGACCGAUCACGUGCACUAUCCCGUGCACUAUCCCGGUGAGCCUCCUGGUCAUGAGUAUGAGACGGUGAGAGAGUUUGGUUGGAGACCGGAUGUGCCAGAGACCCCCGCCUUGUUUCCUCCACCGGACCCUCUAGGCUGUCCUCAGCAGGGGAGCAGAGGACUGCGUAGGCCGGCUGACGACGGGUUGACCUCCAGGGAUUAUGAAUUGCCCUUUGAACUCCGAGGGGAGCUGGUCUAAUGUUGACUCAUUACUCAGUGAAGUAUUAUAAUUUAAUGUCGAUUUGUCAAUAAAGGCAGAGUAUUGUACAAUACGAUAUUUUUAUGUAUAUUUUUUUCUCUUGGAAAUAGAUCACACACUUAAUUUAUAUGCAUAUUAUUCAUAUGCAUGUUUAAUGCCAAUUCUCUGAAACAGCUUUUAUUAUGUUGUAUUAGUUGAAAAUAGUCAUGCACUUCACUCUCAAACAUCUAUCCUAGUUCUCAUAUUUACCUUUCUCUAUUGCUGAGUUUCAAAUAUCAUAUGUUCCUUUUUGUAUUUACCAACGAGAUUUCCCUCCUCAGCUGAAUAAAGGGAUAUUAAAAAGGU